Olea europaea var. sylvestris is the source of this 530-nucleotide messenger RNA. RefSeq names its product precursor of CEP9-like. Gene Ontology annotation, cellular component: extracellular region. Gene Ontology annotation, biological process: regulation of leaf morphogenesis; nitrate import; regulation of root development. The transcript has a single exon. Gene Ontology annotation, molecular function: hormone activity. The coding region runs from base 73 to 474 and encodes 133 amino acids. The record is from RefSeq and is a predicted model, not a curated record. NCBI's taxonomy places the organism in Eukaryota, Viridiplantae, Streptophyta, Magnoliopsida, Lamiales, Oleaceae.
UAUCUCCCUCUUCUAAAGCACAGACUUAUUAAAGCAGGAAAGAACAACAUUUGCAUAUCCACCUUCCCUUUCAUGGCCUACAUACAGAAUAUCCCUUUACUUCUGUUCCUUCUUGCUGGUUUUUCCUGCCUUCAAACUUCACUUACCGAAGCAAGGCAACUAAAACCAUUUAAGGAACAAGAAGAACACGAUUUUCCAGCUAUUCUUCCCGCUAAUGCUUCCCCUCAAAUUGUAGGACAAAAGCGCAUUCCCCCACCAACUAAUCAAAAACAUGAAAUCGACAGUUCUGUUGCAAUGGGUGUAAAUGAUUUUCGACCUACAUCACCAGGAAAGAGUCCUGGAAUUGGGCACUCUUUUCCAGCCCAAAAGGACAACGUUGCUGGAAAGACUGAUGACUUUCGACCCACAGGACCAGGGCACAGUCCUGGUAUUGGCCAUUCUUUUGCAAACAAGACCACUGGACUAAAUGCAUAAACAUGCAUGUAUUAUGUAUAAGUAGAUUUAGCCCAUGUUUGAGCCACAUUCUAGGA